Ramularia collo-cygni is the source of this 3048-nucleotide messenger RNA. RefSeq names its product probable alpha-glucosidase precursor. Gene Ontology annotation, biological process: carbohydrate metabolic process. The record is from RefSeq and is a predicted model, not a curated record. Bases 1 to 3048 code for a protein of 1015 amino acids. Lineage: Eukaryota; Fungi; Ascomycota; Dothideomycetes; Mycosphaerellales; Mycosphaerellaceae. Gene Ontology annotation, molecular function: carbohydrate binding; hydrolase activity, hydrolyzing O-glycosyl compounds. The transcript is spliced from 4 exons.
AUGGUGAGGAACAAGAUGGUGCACUUCACAUGGACGCAGGCUCUGCUUGCUGUCGCCUCAAUCGCUCAUGCGCAGGACUCUUCUUCAAUGCCGACGGCUUAUGGCCUGGCUUCGUCGGCCGCGACUUCGACGACAACUAGCAUCGCUUCUGCUACCGUGUCUGGACAGACGAGCAUGCAGUCCGUUGCGUUUACGAUGCCAGCUUCCUCUGAUGAGGGACCCAAGCUCCUGCCGAAUGUCAAGGAUCCCAACGCAAAGCAAGCUCAGUCUUUGUGCCCAGGAUACACGGCCAGUGGAGUUGAGAGCACUGAACAUGGAUUCACUGCGACUCUGAACUUGGCGGGGGAGGCUUGCAACAUCUACGGCACAGACAUCGAGACCCUAWCAUUUGAGCUAGACGUUCAGACCUCCCACCGGAUGCACAUCAAGAUCGAACCCACAUACAUCGACAACAGUAACCGCUCGCAGUACAUCCUCGCAGACAAUCUCAUUCCGUCUCCACAGGAUGGCUCUGAAGCGCAGACUCAAGAUAUCGAUCUGCAAUUUACCUGGACCAACGAGCCGACCUUUGCCUUCACCGUUCUGAGAAAGUCUACAGGCGAUGUUCUCUUCGACACCACCGGCAGUGUGCUCGUCUAUGAGAACCAGUUCAUUGAAUUUGUCUCUCAAAUGCCCGAAAACUACAACAUGUACGGCAUGGGUGAGCAGAUCCAUGGCUUCCGACUAGGGAACAACUACACUGCGACAUCUUUCGCUGCAGAUGCCGGUGACCCGAUUGGUCAGAAUAUUUACGGUGUUCAUCCAUUCUACCUCGACACGAGAUACUUUGAGGUAGACAACAAGACAGGCAAGCACACCAUGGUUUCUACAGACAACACAUCCGCGGACGGCGAGUAUGUUGGCUAUAGUCAUGGAGUCUUCUUGCGUAACGCACACGCAAUAGAAGCGUUGAUGCUUCCAUCGAAUCUGACUUGGAGAACCCUCGGGGGAAGCAUUGACAUGUAUGUUUUCGAUGGUCCCACUCCGGAGGCUGUAACCAAGCAAUAUCAGCUUGGCGCUAUUGGCCUUCCCGCAAUGCAGCAAUAUUGGACUUUCGGAUUCCACAACUGUCGAUGGGGAUACAAGAACUGGUCUGAAGUUGAGGCCGUCGUCAACUCAUACCGCGAGUUUGACAUUCCUCUUGAGACCAUCUGGACUGACAUCGACUACAUGUUCCAAUAUCGCGACUUUACCAACGACCCAAACACGUUCCCAUACCCAGAAGGACAGGAAUUGCUGGCGCGUUUGUCUGCAAUGGGUCAACACUACAUCCCCAUUGUGGACUCUGCUAUCUACAUCCCAAAUCCUAUUAACGCCUCUGACAACUACUCAGUCUACACUGAUGGCAACGACCGUGGCGUUUUUCUCAACAAUCCCRAUGGCAGUCAAUACAUCGGUGCUGUGUGGCCCGGCUACACCGUCUUUCCAGACUGGGAAGCCGAAGAGACUGUUGCGUGGUGGACCGACCAUAUGGUUGAGCAUCACAAUAACAUCGCGUGGAGCGGUAUCUGGAUCGACAUGAGCGAAGUGAGCUCGUUCUGUGUUGGCAGCUGUGGCACGGGAAAUCUUUCACUCAACCCAGUUCACCCUCCUUUUUCAUUGCCGGGCGAACCGGGUGCUGUGAUUUACAACUACCCGGAAGGCUUCAACCUUACCAACGCAACCGAGGCCGCUGAGGCCAUGUCUAUGUCUGCCUCUCAGGCGUCCUCCAUUGCAUCUGCGACACCGAUYGGAACUUCGACUACGUCCUACUUUACACCACCAGCCGUCACACAAGGUGUGAGGAACGUCAAUCAGCCUCCGUAUGUGAUUAACCACGUGAAUGGAGACCUCGCCGUGCAUGCGGUAAGCCCCAACGCAACUCAUCACAAUGGUGUUGAGGAGUAUGACGUCCACAAUCUUUUCGGCCAUCAGAUUCUCAACGCCACAUACCAAGCUCUUCUGGAGGUCUUCCCAAAUAAGCGUCCGAUGAUCAUCGGACGUAGCACGUUCGCUGGUAGCGGCAAAUGGGCCGGGCACUGGGGCGGUGACAAUACUUCGCUGUGGGCGUACAUGUAUUUCAGCAUAUCGCAGGCCUUGAGCUUCGCCCUAUUCGGCAUUCCCAUGUUCGGAGUGGACACCUGUGGGUUCAACGGCAACUCUGAUGAGGAGUUAUGCAAUCGCUGGAUGCAACUCUCGGCCUUCUUUCCCUUCUACCGCAACCACAAUACUCUCUCCGCCAACUCCCAGGAGGCUUACGUUUGGGAGUCUGUUGCUGAAGCAUCUAAGACAGCCAUGGCUAUCCGCUACUCACUUCUCCCAUACAUCUACACCCUCUUCUACAGCGCCCACACUACUGGUAGUACCGUUAUGCGCGCACUAUCUUGGGAGUUUCCCAACGAACCUAGCCUGGCUGCUAUCGACAACCAGUUCCUUCUCGGUCCAGCUCUGCUGGUCACACCUGUUCUCGGACAAGGCAUGACUAGCGUUCAGGGAGUCUUCCCGGGUGUCGCCCAAGGCCAAGUUUGGUAUGACUGGUACACUCAGGAAGCCAUGUCUGCUCAGCCAGGCGAGAAUGUUACCAUCGCUGCUCCUUUAGGACACAUUCCUGUCUUCAUUCGCGGCGGUCACAUUCUUCCCAGGCAAGAGGCAAGAUACACCACCAACGAGUGUCGAAACAGUUCUUGGAGUUUGCUUGCUGCUCUAGACGCGAGCGGCGCUGCUUCUGGUUCACUUUACGUCGACGACGGAGAGAGUGUUGUGCAAAACUCUACCCUGUUUGUUGAUUUCACUGCCAGUAAUGGAACUCUUUAUGCUUCUUCUCGCGGCUUGUAUGAGGACAAGRACAGUCUGGCUAAUGUCACGAUUAUGGGCGUGCAGAGUGAGCCUGGUACGGUCACUCUUAAUGGAAAGGCUCUGCAGAGCGGCGUGAACUACAAUGGUACGAGCAAAGUUCUGGCUGUUACGGGUCUGCAGAACUCGACGAGCGGAGGUGCUUGGGCGAGCGAUUGGACUUUGAGCUGGGCUUAA